CAGUGACAUUUCGCUUGUCUGUUGUGUAUGUUUUCAAACUAGGAAUUUGGUUCUGGCAUGUUUUCAUUGUCAGACGGGUACCAAAAGUAUUAUAUCAGUGCAGUAUCUAGCUUUAAUCAAUCGUGUUGCAUCAGCGGCUAAAUGUGAUCGCGAUAUUAUAUUUUGUAAUGGAAACGGCGUUUUUUGUAGCAAAUACAUUCUCUGUACCUGACAGCUACAUAAAAACAACUACUGUAAGUGAUCGUGUACUUGUGGCGGUACACCAUUCUUGGCUACACUCUCUGAUAAGGACGCACCAACUUCCAGAAUUUAUUGUGCAUGAUGUUCUACUACCGGAAGAAGUUAAGAUUCUCUUGGAGCAAGGAGAAGAUCUUGGUCCGCACUGGAAGAAAAUAUAUGUUAGAAUUUUGCACAAACAAACACAAAAGGUGAUACCUCUUCCUCGAGUAAAGGUAGAGAGCUCAAGUUCGGAAACUGCUUUAUCAUUUUCUCAGCUCUUACACUAUGUUGCACAGACAAAUUUCAAGAAUCUGUGGAAAGAUGCCUUCAAAAAGUAUUUUAAUGUAUGUGGAGCUGUAUCAAAUGAUGGUAAAAAUGCAUCUAGAAUCACACUUACAGACAGUGAUGCAGUCAUGCGUGAAGUGAUAUUACGAACAUUUGGUUGCCCAAUUUUUCGCCUUGAUGAAGGUUUUAUUGAUGUGUAUAAUGAAGAUGGAAAGAAAUCAUUUGAAGUUCACUGCAAUAUCUUGCCAGCACUAUGUGCCGUGGAGACACCACAAUGCUUUCUACUGAUCCAGGAACCGUACAUAAAGCACACACUACAAGACUGUGUUACAUUCAGUCCAGCGUUGCUUGGAACGUCUCACAUCAAGCCUCUUUUUAUAAUCUACCAACUAUUGCAAGCAAUGCGAUCAAUGCACGAUCGUGGCCUUGUGCUUGGAGAAAUUGCACUAAGUGAUAUCCUUAUAACUGAGAAUCUUUGGAUACAGGUAAUGCCACGACUGGAAGAUAACAUCAAUUAUGAUCCGUCUUCUAAUGUUGGAGAUGCAGAGAAUGAAAAUAUGUUCAGUCCAAAAAUUCAAAAUGUAGAACUGGUAGCAAAUGAUCUCAAAGAAGAUAUAUCAGCACAGAGCAAUAUUAGGCCUCAUGAGGAAGUGAGGACGCACCAAGAAUACUUCCAGAGAUACUCAAACCCUCAUAAGAAGUUUAUUCCCAAGACUGAUACUGACCAUAAAAUGUUGGACCAUAAAAGCAAUAAACAAAAGCUUGAAAAAAUACCUUUAGAGAGCUAUUGUGAACAAUGGAUUAGAGGGCAGCUAUCUAAUUUUGAUUACUUGACCAUCUUAAACAAUUUAGCUGGUAGACGCCAUGGGGACCCUGUCUGUCACCAUGUUAUGCCAUGGGUAACAGAUUUCACCUCUCGGACAGGUUCCAACUGGCGUGAUCUGACACGUUCCAAAUAUAGGCUGAAUAAGGGAGACAGGCAGCUGGAUCUGACGUAUGACACAGCCACUGGGACAGCACAGGUGCCACACCAUGUUUCAGAAGUUCUCUCUGAAAUAACAUACUACGUGUACAUGGCACGGAGAAUACCAAAAUCCAUUCUCUGUAAAUACGUCCGCCCAAAAUGGGUCCCAGCAGAAUACCCUUCAUCCAUUCAGAGGAUGCAAGAAUGGACUCCUGAUGAAUGUAUUCCUGAAUUCUUUUCUGAUCCUACUGUUUUUGAGUCCAUCCAUGAGGAUCUUCCUAACCUGGAAAUUCCGUCUUGGGCAACUUCUGUUGAGGAUUUUAUUGAAAGACAUCGUGAUAUACUGGAGAGUAAUCAUGUCUCUGAAAGGCUACAUCACUGGAUAGAUCUAACCUUUGGUUACAAGUUAUCAGGAAGUGCUGCAGUGAAGUCGAAGAAUGUGUGUCUUCACCUUGUUGACAGCCAUAUGACCCUUGCACAAACAGGUGUAGUGCAGUUGUUUACACAGCCACAUCCAUCACGGAUUUGUGCGUCUCCAUACUGGGGGAAGACUCCACCCAGAUUACAGCCAUCACAGAGGGAUAAAAGGAACAAGAAUGUUGACCGUGCGAGUGAAGAUGAAGGCCACAGUUCAGGAUUCGAAGAAGAUGAACAGUCUUUGUCUCAGGGUGGAUCAAAAUCAUCACCACUUGCACUUAAUAAACUUUUGAGUCGAUCUAGAGGUUCACUGUUGGGCUCUUUUCCAACAUCUUCACCUGAUGAAACCUGCCCUCAGCAAAAGACAGGAGCUGGAAAUGGUGCUGCCUCCAUUAUGCUUCCAAAGGACUACAACCCAGUAGCUGCUAUUCAAAGUGUUGAAUCGAUGUACAACUUCCUUAACAAGACUCUGCACAACAGCCCUAAAUCUCUGAAAGAAGAAUCUCCUUGUAUUGGCAGUGGCAUUGGCUAUAAACAGAUUGUAGCUUCAAGAAGACUACAUGAAAUGGAGGUUCUGGGCUGCAUUGUGGUUGAAAUGCUGCUUGCUCAACAACUAAGACCUACCAGCAGCAGUGAACCAGUUUGUCCCAUGUUCAGACUUGAAAUAUGUCGUGCAGCUUUGUCACGAGCUGCUGACAUGGUACCACGCAAUGUGAGGCAUGCAAUAUCAUUAUUGCUCAUGGAAGAUACCAUGAGAGACUCCUGUGGGCGGCGGCCUGCAGUAACAUCUCGUGGCCUUCCGCCUCCAUCUGCUCACCAGCUGCUGCAGCCACUGUUAGCCCACUGUGCCUUCCCAUUUCCAGCACACUUCUUGACUCUCACAAAACUUCUCUGCCGUCACCACGAUUUCUGCAGCCUUGUUAGGGAAAUGUCAUUUUUGAACCUGCAGGAGACUGUUGAGCCUGACAUUGCUGAGAAGAUAAUGAACUUUAUUACUGAAAUAAACAAACUGAAAGUCAAGGUAAUGAAACAAGAACUGACAGUUCUACUUCCUGAAAUCUCAUCUGUUUCACAAGAAAGUCUUGAAUUAAUUCUUCCAUACAUCAAGGAACUUAUGGAAGACCCAGAAACAUCAGUGCUGGCAGCUUGGAACCUUUUUGAUCUUGUUGCAAAACAUCUUGGGCCUAAGCAUACUGCUAAGUUUCUGAUGCCAUCGAUUCUUAAACUGUAUGAGAAUGGCACAGAAGAUGACAGUGAGCAGAGCAGCAAACAUGUUAAACUAUACCAUCACAUUUUUCUGCUGCAGUUAAUUGUUCGUCUAGGACUCAAAACGUUCCUUGAGAAUUUUGUGAGUCCUUUGGUGGAAGCCGUUGGAGGCUACAGAGAUUACUACAGCCGUGAUGGAGCCUCCUUUCAGCAGGGUUCAGAUCUUAGAAAUGCAACAUCUUCUCUUAAAGGCUGUGAUUUUGACGACAGUACUGUAGUGGGUGUGCUUUCUCCAUUGGAUGAAGACUCUUCAGGUGACUCUGAAAAAUCUAAGCCAUCAAGUGGUGACAAUGUUGAGCAGACAGGAGAAACAGAGAAAGAUGUGCAAAAUGGUGCUGAACCAGAGGUCUUUGUGUUUGAAACAGGUGAAAAAUCAUCACCUGAUGACCCAGAAACUCCUUUGUAUCAUCUCAUGGAGCAUCUUGACUUGGAGUUGCCUGACCCUGCAGCUAUUGAUGAUGACGGCUCCCUAGAAAUAAAUUUUCAAGAAGAUGAGACUGUUCAUGAAGCAGCUGAAGAAGAUGCCAUUGAGGUUUCAGAAGAUUUCUCUGAUCCAGAAUUCCAUGCAGCGGACGGUAGCACUGUUCAUUUUAAUACUCCAGCUGCAUUUUUAGAGUCUAAAGACAUUGAUGUUUCUGAAAUGGAACCUGCAGCUGAAGAAACUCCAAACAAGACAAAUGAAAUUCAGCCUCUUCGGAAGAAAUCUAAUGCUCAAUUUAAGGUAUCAGACAUGAGUGCAGAAUCUGUCAUAUGGCUCUCUCACCGGCUAGGCCCGGUACUGACAGCACGUCAUCUCUCACGAAAUUUACUACGGAUGCUGGCACUGUGCUAUACAGGGUACUCCAACGUGGCUCGUGCAGCUCCACCCACAGCUGAAAUGGGUACUCUCAGCAUUGCUGAGGGACAUGUUCAGGGUGAUCAUAGUGCCUGCAAAGUCUUGGACUGCUUAACAUCUAUAGCUGCUUUGUAUGGGGAACAGAUGAUUGUUCUUCAGUAUCUUCCACAUAUGAGUGAGUUAAUAGCACUUUGCAAAAGGAAACUUACUCCAAAUUUAGAAGGUGGUGUAGUUGGGAGCCUGGCACUACUCAGACAUAUUGUUCCAUUCCUGUCUGAUGCUGUUUUAAUGGACCAGCUACAGGAUGUUAUUUUGAAAUCUGUGCUAAACCCUGUUGUCAGACUUUUAUCAACAACACGCACAGUAUUUCCAUCUGGUGCAGCAGCACGUUCAGCUGUUGCUCGGAAAUUUGCUGAUGCCAUUUAUGUUGUUGCAUUGAGGAUCGGUCAAGAGAUGUCUCGACGCCAUCUAGCAGUACCUCUACUGCAGAGAUUUUUUCUUGCCUUCGACAAAGCCUUCAUGCGCUGUGCACUCGAUGAUUCAUUACAGGGUGCCCAGUCUGUGAAUUCAUCUACAAAAGAAGCUGCUACAAGGUCUGACAAUGACAGUGAGGGCCCUGACAUAUCUAUUGGAGCUGAAAUGCGUGGGAAUCUGCUCAACAGAGUGAAGGAGAAUGAUUUUACAGAUUCAUACUCUCCCCCUCCAGCUAUUUCUUCAGAUGGAGAGCAGUUGCUGGAGCAAACCAGACACCAGGCGAUGGAAGAGUUAAAAAAAGUAUUUGUGCCAGAGUUAGCACAUAGAACAUAUCUCCCAUUGCUAAGAUUCCUUGGUGAAUCAGUUAUGGCACAGUCUCUGAAGAACGAGGAAUUUAUUAGAAGUCUGUGUUCUCAGGCUGAACAGGAGAGUCAGCAACAGGCAUCCCCUGUGGGAAUUGUGGAAGACACAAGAUGCUCAUCUGACCGGUUGUCUCCAAGUGGGACACAGGUGGCAGAGAGGACAUCAACUGGUAGCUUUGGGAGUAAUGUUGAAGUUGUUGGCAAUAGAAUUGAUUUACAGAGUGCAGAUAUCCCUUCUGUUCUACCAACAGAAAGUGCGGGUAUUGCUUUUCAAGAAAGUGCAGGUGACUUGAUGAAUCUCAUAAGCAAAAAAAUGGAGAAUACAAACAGGCAUUUACAUGGAAACUGGUUGGCAUACUGGGAACAUGAGAUUGGGCGACCUGAUAAAGAAACAAAUUUUAAUUUCAAGCAGAUAAAACUUCAGAGAUUCUCAGGCCAUACAAGUAACAUCCGCACCAUACAAGUGUUAGACAAUGAAAAUAGUUUCCUUAGUGGAAGUCGUGACAAGACUGUGAAACUGUGGUCCCUAAGAAGCCAGGGUGAUGGAACUGCUGUUUCCCCGUGUCGAUGGACUUAUACUGGUCACCGUAAGUGUGUACUGGCAGUGGCACUUAUAGAGUCACUACGGCUUGCUGCCUCGUGUGACUCAAUCAUCCAUAUAUGGGACCCAUUUAUGGGAAGUGUAAUUGCUCAUAUGAACUCACCACGCUACCCACCUGUCAAUGUCCUUCAGGCUUUGCCACCACCAAGCCGUGUCCUGCUUGCAGCCACUACAGACACUACACUGCGGCUUGUUGAUGCACGAACCUGUUCUUUUGUCAAUGAACUGAAGGUGUCACAGAGUGCAACAGGACUAAUAAGAUGCAUUGCUGUUGGGCCUGAAGGCACAUGGGUGGCUGUUGGACAGUCAUCAGGAUUCCUGUCUAUGCUGGACAUCCGCACAGGUGGCCUACUGGCCUCUUGGAAAGGUCAUGACUCAGAGAUACUGCAACUUAUAUCAGCAAAUGGUGGCAACUCCAUUGUUAGCUCUUCUCUGGACCAGGCAGUUUCUGUUUGGAGUGCUGUUGAUGGCAGGUUCUGCUUUCCUAUGAAAGGGCCUACAGAACCUGUUCACUGUCUUAUGAGCUAUGGAUCGGAACUGAUAUCAGGGACCACAGCUAGCCGAAUAGGAGUCCAUUCUGCUGUUGAUAUGGAUGCCUCAUACACGUCAACUCGCCUGCGAUCCGAUACCUUCAAAGGUGUUCUUACGUCCAUGGCUGUCCUUCCUCUCAACAGGCUGCUGCUCCUUGGCGCUGACUCAGGGAACAUAACACUGCUCUGUUGAACUGUAUGUCAGCAAUAUGGAAACGAAAAACAUUUCUUUGGAUCUCAUUUACAGAAACUUCAAUUAAUAAUAUGAUUGUAAACAUUCCAUUGCAUAUCGAAGCACACACAAAAUAAUAAUAAUUAUUAUUAUUAUUUGUCCAAAUACAAGCUUAGGAUGAGAAUGUGCAGCUAUUAAUUUCCAUUGUCUUCAUCACUAAAAGUUUGUAAAGGUUUUUUUUGUACUAAUAUAGUAUUCAUAGCAUAACGGCAGAAAGUUUGAAAGAUACGAAAAACCAAUUACAUGACUGCUGAGUGAUUAUUGUAGGACUGCAUUUCCAGCAGCUGUGCAAGUUUGUUCCUGUGUAAACUAGUUGUCAGUUAUAUCUGAUUUAAAAUGAAAGCACAGCCCCAGUAUUUAUUUUAAGUGUUAUUAAUCAUGCUUUAGUAUUAUUUUGAUAACCAAAUAGGCUUAAAAGCUGCAUGGGAGUGGAGUUAAAACUACGAGGAUAAGUCAAUUAUUAUCUGCAAAGUAAUUAUAAAAUUUUAUUGUAAUCAAAUGGGAAACUUACAAGAACAUAAUUUUUCGACACAGUCUCCUUGUGUUUCAAUGCACUUGGUCCAUCAUUGUACAUGCUUCCUGCUGCCAUCAUAAAAGAAGGUUCUCGGUUGAGCUGUGAGCCAGGAAUGCACCACUUCUUUCACUGCUUUGUACGAGGCAAAUUGAUGGCUCCUUAAUGCCUGUUUGAGUGGACCAAACAAGUGAUAAUCAGAAGGGGUAAGACUGGGACUAUAUGGAGGAUGAUCCAGUACUUCAAAUUUGAGUUUGUGGAGCUUUUCAGCAGUGUGGGCAGCAGUAUGUGGACAGGCAUUGUCGUGGAACAACACAACACCUUUUGACAGCAACCCUCAGCCUUUGCUUUGAAUUGCAGGCUUUAUCCUGGUAGUAAGCAUGUCACUGUGAUGUACACUGUUUAUUGUUGUGACCCUUUCCCCAUAAUGUUCCAGUACAGGACCUUUUGUGUCCCAAACACCGUAAGCAUCAGUUUUCCUGCGGACGGUUGGGUCUUGAACUUUUUCUUGCAUGGCGAAUUUGAAUGUUUCCAUUACAUACUCUGCCAUUUACUCUCCGGCUCAUAAUGAUGGAUCCAUGUUUUGUCACCAGUAAUGAUCCUGUCUAAGAAGUAGUCCCCUUUGUUACCUCAGAGAUCCAAAUGUUUUUGGCAGAUGUCCAAGCACAUUUGUUUAUGCAACUGUGCGAGUUGUUUUGGGACCCAUCUUGUACAAACUUUAUGAAACCCAAGUCCAUUGUGGAUGAUUUUGUAGGCAGAACCGUGACUAAUUUGCAGACAGUGUGCCACUUUGACAAUAGUUAAUCAUCUGUCUAAGAGAAUCAUUUCAUGUGAAUGCUCAAAGGUUUCUUCAUUUCUGGUGGUAAAUGGUUGUCUGGCUCCUUCAUCGUGCAUAACACUUGUGCGACCAUUUCAGAAUUUGUCAAUCCAUUCAUAGACACUCCGUUGUGGCAAAACACUGUUCCUGCACUGUACAAAAGUCUUCGAUGAAUUUCGGCCCCUGAUAUGCCUUCUGACCACAAAAAACGGAUCACUGAAUGUUGCUCUUCUUUGGUGCAAAUAGACAGCAGAGCAGUCAUGAUUAACAGCAUGGCAGCGAUAACGAAACUAACCUAGCAGCUCGAAAAUUGCAAAGACAUACAACAAAUAAACAAAGCAUGCAUCAUCAACAUAAAAUGACAGUACUGCCAGAAUAAACAAAAAUAUAACUUAUAUAUAAUUGACUUACCCUCAUAGUUAUGUGCAAUGAAGCUUGUACAAAUUUCAGUUAAAAAUAAGUUUGGCAUGAAGAAAAGCCAUUAUUUAGUGGAUAAAUAUUAUGUGAGACUAACUGGAUAUUUUACCCCCAGAUGGGAACUCAUUUGCUCACAUUUUCUUAAGCAGGUGUAUUGUUUCCUGUAUCAGUUUUGUUCUGGUGCACUUACUCUGGCUUUUGUGAAGAAAUAUUCCCUACAACUCAUCAAAAAUGACCCAUUUAUUUCAUAUAAUUGUUUAAUAUUGUAAGUUGUACUUUCAGUGCCAUUACUGUGUUAUUCUAAAAGAGGAAGAUAAAGAAAGGAGAUACUUCACGUCCCACAAUGAAUAUGUGUAUCUGCUUGUAAACUAUGCUCUCUAUGAUUAACUUACAAUAUGAUACAUUUCAGAUGUUCUACGUGACACAGUAGCCACUCUUCCUUUUUUAUUAAAUGUACAUGUGUCUUUUGCCCAUCUACAGCUCAAUUUGAAAGAUGUCAUAUUGAGUCUUAAUCUGAGGUGUAGACAUUAAUUUGGCUUCUUAUUGUGUAGUGUGCACAUCAGCAUUCAGAAACACUCAAAGAAAGAAGGCACACAGUGCCAAAUCAUAAGAUGUCUGAGGGUGUUUUGUGGUGCAAAUGUGCGAAAACUACUGGUCAGGGUAUCUCUCACAUAACAAAUACAUUAUUGUUUUUGCAUUUCCCACAUUGACUUUGAUUUUCCUCUGGCUCAUAAAAAUAUAUCACUCGUGGUGGUGAUAUUUUCAACAGAGUGAUGAUUGGAUUGACAUCUGGAGAACUGAACUAAUGUCCCUUGUCAGAUUCUGUACGAUACAUUCCUUAUGUGCAAUGUCCCACUCAUUUUUCUCUAUGAUUUCCAUACCUGUGAUGUGUUUUAAUCAUAACAAUAUGUCUUUCCAUUAUGUUGCACUCCAUCAUUAUUUAUCUUAAAUUAAGCAUGUGACAUUUAUGCAAUGUUCAGUACCCCCCCCCCCUCCCCCCCCCCCUCUCUCUCUCUCUCUCUCUCUCUCUCUCUCUCUCUCUCUCUGAGAGAGAGUAUAGAGACCAAGAAACCAUAUUGCUGCUCUUGUAGGGUUGAAAAGUUUUAAUGCAAUAUUGGAAUAUAGAAGAAUAUAAACUGACAUAAACCAAUGUUGACACAGAAUGAGUAGCACUAUAUUUAACACCAUACAAAACACAUACACACUAAUUAACAUUUCUCAGAUUGCAGAAUAUACGAGGGGCAUUCAAUAAGUAGUGCAACACAUUUUUUUUCUGAAAGCAGGUUUGUUUUAUUCAGGUUUCAAAUACACCAUGUUAUUCUCCCCCGUUUGGCUAAGAAAUUCUAUUUUUCAACAUAAUUUCCAUUCAGUGUGACAGGCUUAUGUCGCCUUACUAGGAAGGCAUGUGUGCCUGCAUGACAUCAGCGCAAUCAUCUUGCUACAUCAAUAAACUCCCCAUCAUCCAUGUACUGCUUCCCAGGAGUGCAUCUGGUAUUGGACCAAGCAGAUGGAAGUUGGAAAGUGAGACACCUGGGCUGUAGGGUGGAUGAGGAAGAACAGUACUCCAACCGGAGGACGGAUGUGUCAGCACCACUAGCAGAGAAUUCCAGUUGAUCAGUGAGGUAUUUGUUUACGGUCCAUUGAACACUUUGAAUGACAGUGUCCACACGCUCCAACAUUGCAGGAGUCACAGCUGUGUGUGGCUGGCUGGCAUGCAGGAGAUCGGACAGGUUUGUGCGAUCUUGUUGCGAUGAUGACAGAUGCCUCACCCAGUGCUCACUGUGUUUUUGUGCACUGCUAGGUCUCCAUAGACAUUCUGCAAGUGCUUAUGAGUAUUUAAGAUGCUCAAGUUUUCCACCAAAACAAACUCAAUGACAGCUCUCUGCUUGGAAAGCACUUCCAUUACAGAUGCCAUUUUGAAGGUUACCUACAGCACCACCACUUAUCAUAACUUCAUGAAACUAUAGGUGCAGAAGCAAGAAUAUUCUGCAGUUUCCCACAAGAAGUUCUGCAUUUUCUUUUCAACCAAAAGUGGCCGAGGGAAAAAGUAUUGCAUUACUUAUUGAAUGCCCCUCAUAUUUUUGUCUUUUGUGUUCAAAAAGAAAGAGUUGUCUGUAUUAAUGGAUACAGCUGGUUCUUUCCCCUUACACACACACACACACACACACACACACAGAUGUAUACUGGUAAUCUCUCUCCAUAUGCUGAGUCAGGCAAGAAUGUAAUUCAAUCAACAUAUAUAUUCCUUCUUCAUUCUUUUCCAAGAAUGAGACAUUUGUAGCAUCAAUGAUCUGACCAUGAACUCAUUUAUCACUCAUUCUGCCACAAAGAAACUGAUCAUGUAGCAAAUCAAAAUGAAACAUAGCAUUCAACAGUGGCUACUAUAGCUCUAUUACAAACUGUAUAUUUAACUGUGACCAGACACGAAACAGUAAAUACCUGCAGUAUGCAGAUACAGAAUGAGGUAACUCUUACUUUACUUUAAUUUACUUUACUUUACAUGUGGCAAGGGCCUUAUUGACCAUACGCCUGCUCUAUGACCCUCUUCCGCUUCUCCCUGUCCAAUGCGCUGCCUGUCCAAUGUGCUGUUUGUCCAGUUGCUGUUGUUGUUCAUCCUAGUUGUGUCCUCCUGAAUGUUAUCCUGCCAUCUGCUUCUGGGUCUCCCUCUCCCUCUUGUUCCAUCUAUUGUUCUGCUGAAUGCCAUUCUAGGUAGUCUAUUCUCUGUCAUUCUUGCUAUAUGGCCUACCCAAUUCAACCUUCUCCUCAAGAGGUAACUCAGAAGCAGAAAAAAAAGUGCAUAAUUUAAUCAAGCCAUUUUAUUUUUGCUGCAGCUUCUCAAACAAGACAUGAACCUUGCAGUACAACUGAUCUCUUAUACUGUUAAUGAUGCUUGGCACAUCAUAUAUGUUUCAGGAACAGUUGAGUAGCAACUUGUAAAAUUGUAAAUUGUGCAGUAUACAGGAAUAAACAGUCUUGAUGUAGUUUGUAUGAAAGAAAUCUUUGUAAUAGCAAACAGUAAUAAUUAUUCAUUUGAAAACAAUUCCAUGUGUGUAAUUGUAGUAGGCAUCUGUUAUGAAGAUACUCCAGAGAGAAAAAAAGGAUGAAAACAGUUCACCAUUUUUAAGUGCUCUUCAACACUGGAAAGAUCUACUGCUUCUGUUAUGUUAGAGUUUAAAUGGAAGUAGAUCUGCUGCUCAUAGCUGUGUACAGUUUUAUAAUUACCUACUUUUGACAUAUUUCACACACUGCAGUUGCGUCUUCUUUGCAUUUACAGAUACAAUUUGCUGUCAGUUCCUUUAGCAAUAGAAACUGAAGGCAGUGAUCAUGUAUUGAAAGAUUUCCCAAGAAACAGGAGACCAGUCUUCUUCAAGCUGUGCAAGAAGAGCAAGUAUCAGUACAAAUCUUUUUGUGGUAUUGAAAGAAGUACACAGUGUAGGAUUCCCUUAAAUAUUCAGUUAGCCUCAAAUUGGAAUACCUAUAUGAGCAGUCCAGUAUCAGUUUAUUGCAAACACACUCCUCCAUAGACAGCAUUACAACAUAAUGUCAUCAUUGGAUGCUCUGCCACACCAUUAUGUUCAGUGUUUAUCCUAAACUAGUGUUCAUGGUGAUCAGAACGUGACAGAUGAGAAUUUCAUUAUACUGCAGGGAAAAGGACCACUUGUAACCCCUGUGCUUGCAAAUUUAUUGUUAAUGCUGUAUGGGUCAGUAGAUACUGUUAUGUAAACCCACCUAGUUCUUUAAAAAUGCCACUUGUGCAGUGCAAGUAACCAUUCCACUGAAGUGUCUUCACUGUUAUAAAGUGGGGGGUUUCUGGAAUUGACUUUGGGAGGCAUUGGUUAAAAUCGGAGUUCCUUUGAAAAUGCACUGCCAGUUUCCUUCUCUUCCUUCCUCAAUCUGAGCUUGUGAUCCAUACCUAAUGACCACAUCAUUGACAAGAUGUUAAACCCUAAUCUUACUUUUUUUGUUCCAAAGUACAGUGUUAUUUUGUGCAGUACACAGGGUGGCAUCUAGUAUUAUCACUGUAAUAUGGUACCUAUGAGCAAUUUGAGGGGAAAAAAUGUGUUUAGACUGUUAGGUCUAAAUUCUGUUACAAUGUCAAAUUUCUCAGUUGGGACUGCAAUGAUGAUGUUACUCAGUCAAAAUGCGAUGUGGCCACUACCACUUCUGUGUUGUGAAUGUGUUGUAACAUUUCCACUUUAUGAUAUCAAAAACAAUUGACUGGGUUAGUUUUAAUCAGACCAAAUUCUCUUCAAUCAUUCUGUUAUACCUUAAACAUGUAACCAUCUGACUGAUUUGGGAGUGAGCGCAUAAUGCUGGAUGCUCUAGUCUAUUGCCUCUUGCUUCCAUAUGACUGUGUGUUCUGUCCACAGCACAUGAAGAUACUGUGUCUAAAACACAUCUCCAGGUCUGAGUCUGAAUACUUUUGUCCAUGUAGUACAUGUGUAUAUAUCAAAAUGCAGAACAGUUACUGCCUUUUGAUAUGACCCAUAUGCAGAUUAAACUUCCAAAUGUACCUAAACCUAGCAAGUAAGUCUACAACUCCAGACAGUGGCAUAUGUAUUUUAGAAAGCAAUAAGUGAUGUAAUUAUUUAAUUGCAUUAUUUAAAUGUAUAACAUAUGUGAAUUAUCAUAUUUUUAUGGAGAAACUAUAGUGUUAUAUUACUGUAUUGUCAACAGAAAAAUAUGUUGCAUCAGUAUGAAUCUGUUGCCCAUUUCCACUGACUAUAUUUAGCAUAAAAGAUUAGUUUUGUAGCUGUGCAUCAAAGAUGUUUUUAUAUCUUGCCAGGAUAUACUACAUUUAAA
Messenger RNA from Schistocerca serialis cubense, 12733 nucleotides. It is a transcript of the gene Wdr81, whose product is annotated as WD repeat-containing protein 81. Gene Ontology annotation, cellular component: mitochondrion. The coding region runs from base 168 to 6146 and encodes 1992 amino acids. The transcript has 27 exons. NCBI's taxonomy places the organism in Eukaryota, Metazoa, Arthropoda, Insecta, Orthoptera, Acrididae. Gene Ontology annotation, molecular function: phosphatidylinositol 3-kinase regulator activity; protein binding. The record is from RefSeq and is a predicted model, not a curated record. Gene Ontology annotation, biological process: aggrephagy.